AUGGCGCGGCGACAAUCCGUUCUGGCGGCCACGCUCUAUGGCGGCCACAAUGCAUUGGUGGGAAUGACAAUCCAUUCACGGCGGCUACAAUGCAUUGAUGGGAAUCACAAUCCAUUCAUCGCGGCCACAAUCCAUUCUCCGCAGCUACAAACCAUUCAUGGGGGUGCUAAUGCAUUAAUGGGAAUGACAAUCCAUUUAUCGCGGCUACAAUCCAUUAUCCGCAGCUACAAACCAUUCAUAGGGCCUCCUAGGCGAGAAAUCUAA
Pseudocercospora fijiensis CIRAD86 is the source of this 264-nucleotide messenger RNA. RefSeq lists its product as uncharacterized. The transcript has 3 exons. Bases 1 to 264 code for a protein of 87 amino acids. The record is from RefSeq and is a predicted model, not a curated record. Lineage: Eukaryota; Fungi; Ascomycota; Dothideomycetes; Mycosphaerellales; Mycosphaerellaceae.